AUGGAAUUCUCUUAACUCACUCUUCCUUUAUGGGGCUUUUUCUUCCCCAGUCCAGUACUAUGCCAAUUUGUGGCCAUGCUCCCACCUGCCAGUCACCUCCUGGCCCUGCUGCUGGUGAUAGGCACAGGGGGGCCGGUGCCCAGCCCCCAGGUGGCUCCCCAGGGCUGCUACGUGGCAGAGGAAGCCGGGGAGCGGACGUUCCGCUGCAGCCAGGCAGGCCUGAGUGCCGUGCCCACCGGCAUCCCCAACGAUACCCGCAAGCUCUACCUGGAUGCCAACCGGCUGACGUCGGUGCCGGCUGGGGCCUUCCAGCACCUGCCUGUCUUGGAGGAGCUGGAUCUAUCCCAUAACGUCCUCGUCCACCUCUCAGGGGCUGCUUUCCAGGGCCUGGCGGGCACACUGCGCCACCUCGACCUCUCCGCCAACCAGCUGGCCUCGGUGCCCGUGGAGGCCUUCGUGGGGCUGCAGAUCCAGGUGAACCUGUCCGCCAACCCAUGGCGCUGCGACUGUGCCCUCCAGGAGGUGCUCCAGCAGGUGAGGCUGGCACCAGGCACUGGGACGGGCAUCGUGUGUGGCUCAGAAGCCCGACCAGACCUCGUGGGGCAGGAGUUCCUGCCGCUGGUGGGGGAGGGGGAGCUGUGUGGGACGGGCCGUGGCGGCGGCCGGCGGAGCACCGACGUGGCCCUGCUGGUCACCAUGGGGGGCUGGCUUGUGCUCGUGGUGGCUUAUCUGGCCCACUACAUGUGGCAGAACCGGGAUGAGACCCGACGUCCCCUCAAGCGGGCCUCCGUGCUGCCGGUGCACUCUGAGCACUCCUCCACCCUCAGCACAGUGGUCUGAUGACCAGGGCCACCCCUCCGGCCCUGCACCCUACACCCCUGCUCUAUGCCCGCUCCUCUCCUCCGGCCCCCUUCCUCCUCUGUCUCCCCAAAACACCUCACCUCUCUCACUCCACCAACACCAUCUUUGGUGCCUGGGGGUUUGGGUGCCUACUUUUGUGCCUACUCUAGGCCUGGGUUGUACUAGACUCAGAGACCCAGAGCUUCCAAGUCCACAGUCAUGGGGGGACCACAGAACAGAGAAUGACGAUAGAUGGUCACGUGUGCCAACUUGGAGGUAGGAGCAGGCAGCUUGAGAGCAUGGUGGAGGUGACCUCAAAGACUGCGCGGUAUGGAUGUUUGAACUGACUCUUCAAGAAUGAGGGGAGCUUUGAGCAGAAGAGAGGGACUACCAGCUGAAAGGUGGUGGACCAAGGCAAAGAAGAUGCGAAACAACUUGGAAUGUCUGGGCAGCAGCAAGACCUACUGGGGGCUGGAGAAGAGGGUGCACAGAGGGGCGAGGGGAUGGUGGGACCAAGCUGGCAGUGAGGUCAGAAAGGACGCUAAUGGUCCCCCCUCUCUUCUCCCUCUGCCUCUGCUGAAAAGCUCCCCUCCAGUCCCUCCCCUGCGCUUCUGGCCUCUCUCACCGCCCCAGGCUCCUCUCCCUGUACCCUCUGUUGCAGAUCCCCUGGCUUAGGGUUCUCUACUUCCUUUUCCAGAGAUUCUCUGUGUCUCUGCUCUCUCUUUUAUACACAGAAGAGCUUCCUGAUCUCUUUCCCUUGGGGGAAAAGCGGUCUCUGCUCUGCCUAAGCUGGGGAUGGGUCACUAGAGAGCUGUGAGGGAGAGAGGAGUUCCCCACCCCCAG
Molecule: messenger RNA, 1683 nt
Organism: Hippopotamus amphibius kiboko
Lineage: Eukaryota; Metazoa; Chordata; Mammalia; Artiodactyla; Hippopotamidae
Gene: LRRC3C
Product: leucine rich repeat containing 3C
Cellular component (GO): plasma membrane
Molecular function (GO): protein binding
Source: RefSeq, a predicted model, not a curated record